Messenger RNA from Exophiala dermatitidis NIH/UT8656, 2505 nucleotides. RefSeq names its product dynamin GTPase. Lineage: Eukaryota; Fungi; Ascomycota; Eurotiomycetes; Chaetothyriales; Herpotrichiellaceae. The record is from RefSeq and is a predicted model, not a curated record. The transcript has 2 exons. Gene Ontology annotation, cellular component: microtubule; cytoplasm; membrane. Bases 1 to 2505 code for a protein of 834 amino acids. Gene Ontology annotation, molecular function: GTPase activity; GTP binding; microtubule binding.
AUGGCACGACUACCUGCUAUGUUUGGUGCUAGUAUGCUGGCGGGACUGGCCUAUAUACAAUAUCAGGCGGCGCAGGCUGGUUCCUAUGCGAUGGAUGUGCUGAGAAAUGCUGGGGAUACCGUAACGGGGGCUUCAUCAGCCAUCUUUGACGGAGCCAAAGGGAUUGCGGAUCAGAUCGGUGCAGGUUGGCAACGGACGAAAGAGGAUGCACAUCUCCCCGAAUGGCUCCAACAAAUUUUCGAGAAGAAGGAGGAGUCUGGUGAACAAGGCUCUGGCCCUGACCCGGACCCGCCUAAAAAGACGACACAUGCCGCUGCGCUCGCCGGGUCGGCUGCUGCCUUGGGCUUCGAAGUGAUAAACGAGGAAGACGAACGAAAGGAGGCCGAAGACGAUCAAAUGAUGGUGCUGACUAGAAAAAUGAUUGAAAUCCGAAAUAUGCUGAACACCGUGGGUCAAGGUGGUGCGCUCACGCUGCCCUCCAUUGUUGUCAUCGGCUCCCAGUCUUCCGGGAAGAGUUCAGUGCUGGAAGCAAUCGUCGGGCAUGAGUUCCUGCCCAAGGGCACCAAUAUGGUCACCAGGCGCCCGAUUGAACUGACUCUUGUCAAUACUUCUGAUUCCCAAGCGGAGUAUGGUGAAUUUCCGACUCUAGGUAUGGGCAAGAUAACCGACUUCUCGCAAAUUCAGCGAACUCUAACGGACCUUAACCUUGCCGUUCCCGCUGAACAAUGUGUCACUGACGAGCCGAUUCAACUCUCCAUCUACUCUCCUCACGUUCCAGAUCUCUCUCUCAUUGAUCUGCCCGGGUACAUCCAAGUAUCGGGCAAAGACCAGCCACCCGAAUUGAAACAGAAAAUUGCCGACUUGUGUGACAAAUAUAUACAGCCACCUAAUGUCAUCUUGGCUAUUUCAGCUGCUGAUGUUGACCUGGCCAAUUCCACUGCUCUCAGGGCUAGUCGACGAGUCGAUCCCCGUGGUGAAAGGACGAUUGGAGUCAUCACCAAAAUGGAUUUGGUGGACCCGCAGCGCGGUGUCGAAAUACUGUCCGACCAAAAGUAUCCGCUACGUCUAGGAUAUGUGGGUGUCGUCUGCAAGAUUCCACAGACGGCAAUGCUUUUUGCCCGAACAGGCCACAAUCUGACGGACGCCAUCGUGAAGAACGAGCAUGCGUAUUUCUCAUCUCACCCGUCUCAAUUCGGACCCGGGUCGCAGGUCGCUGUGGGAACAACCACGUUACGGCAUAAGUUGAUGCAUGUUCUUGAGCAGAGCAUGGCAGCAAGCCUUGCAGGCACACGAGACGCCAUUAUUCAGGAAUUGGAAGAAGCCACGUACGAGUUCAAAGUGCAGUACAACGACAGGCCUUUGAGUGCCGAGUCUUACCUGGCAGAAAGCUUGGACAGCUUCAAGCACGCAUUCAAAGAGUUCAGUGAACAAUUCGGCCGGGCCCAAGUUCGGGCCUUGCUGAAAGAGGUGUUGGACCAGAAGGUCAUGGAUCUGUUGGCCAAAAGAUACUGGAAUAAGCCGCUCGAAGACCUAUCUCCGGCUCAGCCCGAAGUCGACCCGUUGUCCAAUCUGCCCAAGGCUGAUCCGAGCUCAUUAUAUUGGCAACGAAAGUUGGAUGCCUCCACGUCAGAACUGACCAAAUUGGGUAUCGGCAGACUUGCUACGACUGUUGUGGCUGCAGAGUUACAGCGCCAUGUCGACAGGUUGAUUGCCGCGUCUACUUUCGCCGCACAUCCAUAUGCACAGCGCGCCAUCGUCGAUGCAUCUUCCAGUAUUUUGAACGACCGUUUCUACAGCACCAGUGAUCAGGUCGAAAACUGCAUUAAGCCUUUCAAGUUUGAGAUAGAGGUGGAGCCAAACGAAUGGAGCAAAGGGCGCGAAAACAUCGGCCGCGUGCUCAAGAGCGAACUCAAAGCCUGCGAAGCAGCGCAAAGACGGCUCGAAGACAGCAUCGGCCAGAAGAGGCUGAGAGAUGUGAUGGCAUUUGUGGACCGGGUUAGGAAAGGGGACGUUGUCCUAGAAGGGAACGGCACUGGUGGUGCGGGAGGGUUUUCGGCAGAUCUCUUGCAAAAAGGUCGGGAAGCCGUUUUCCUCCGUGAUCGAGCCGACAUCAUCAAAAUGCGCCUCUCGGCGGUCAAAUCCAAACAGUGCGCCAAUCUCAAGAACAAAUACUAUUGUCCGGAGGUAUUUCUCGAUGUCGUCGCAGACAAGCUGACCUCUACCGCCGUACUCUUCCUCAAUGUUGAGCUUCUCUCCGAGUUCUAUUAUAAUUUUCCGCGAGAGUUGGACAUGCGGCUCGGUCGCCAUCUCGAUCACGCCGAAAUCGAGCGGUUCGCCCGCGAAGAUCCCAAAGUCCGCAAACAUCUCGACCUCAUCAAACGCAAGGAGAUGUUGGAAAUGGUGUUGGGGAAGAUCGAGAGUUUGCGCCAACUGGAAGGUCGGGUGAAGCAACAUGCCCAGGUGCCGCCGCCCGUCAAAGAGAGAGGGCGAUGGAGCUUGUUUUGA